UUCUCCACUACAUUUCCACUCACUCAUUAUUGUCAUUAAGCCAUUCACGUUCCCAUCUUCCCCGCCAAAUCAUAACACCUCAAUAAUGCCGCCCUCCUCCGCAGACGAUGCCCUAUAUCACUGCUGCCGCCUCUCCCUCAACCUCAUUUCACUCCCAACUUUCCUCGCCUGCCACUUCAUCCAAGCCCCUUACGGCCGCCACCUCCGCUCAGGGUGGGGCCCCACCAUCCCUUCAUGGCUCUCUUGGAUCCUUAUGGAAUGCCCGGCUGUCUUUUUCUCUCUCCUCAUCUACCCUUUCGGCCGCCAUGCCUCCUCGCUCCAAUCUCUCACUCUCCUCUCUAUCUUCCUCCUCCACUACAUCCAUCGCUCCUUCAUCUACCCCUUGCGCCUUCCCCGGAAAACCGCUAGUGUUUUCCCGGUCUCUAUUUCUCUCAUGGCAUUCUCCUUCAACUUACUGAAUUCCUACGUUCAGAUAAGGUGGGUGUCGCACUACGCGAAUUACGAUUCGGAUGAGUGGUUUUUAGGGCGGUUUGCCGGUGGGUUGGCGGUUUUUAUUACUGGCAUGGUGGUGAAUGUGAAAUCGGAUUUGGUUUUAGUGGGCUUAAAGGCUCAAGGUGGUGGAUAUAAGAUUCCUAGGAGUGGGCUUUUUGAGUUAGUGAGCUGCCCAAAUUAUUUGGGUGAAAUUAUUGAGUGGUUGGGCUGGGCUAUUAUGACAUGGUCUUGGGCCGGGUUUGGGUUCUUCUUGUAUACUUCUGCUAAUUUGGUGCCUAGAGCAAUGGGCAAUCAUAAGUGGUACUUGGAGAAGUUUAAAGAGGAAUAUCCAAAGAAUAGAAAAGCUGUAAUUCCAUUUUUGUACUAGUUAAUUUGCUAAGUUAUAAUUUUACCAUAUGUGAUUAAGUGACUUGUAUGUGUAAAAUUAAAGUUAAUGGUUUUCGUAUUUUGUUAA
Messenger RNA from Spinacia oleracea (spinach), 946 nucleotides. Its product is annotated as steroid 5-alpha-reductase DET2. The transcript has a single exon. The coding region runs from base 86 to 859 and encodes 257 amino acids. Gene Ontology annotation, molecular function: 3-oxo-5-alpha-steroid 4-dehydrogenase activity. Gene Ontology annotation, biological process: brassinosteroid biosynthetic process. Gene Ontology annotation, cellular component: membrane. The record is from RefSeq and is a predicted model, not a curated record. NCBI's taxonomy places the organism in Eukaryota, Viridiplantae, Streptophyta, Magnoliopsida, Caryophyllales, Amaranthaceae.